Charadrius vociferus (killdeer) is the source of this 1086-nucleotide messenger RNA. RefSeq names its product neuropeptide S (gene NPS). The record is from RefSeq and is a predicted model, not a curated record. Gene Ontology annotation, biological process: positive regulation of synaptic transmission, glutamatergic; positive regulation of synaptic transmission, GABAergic; positive regulation of action potential. NCBI's taxonomy places the organism in Eukaryota, Metazoa, Chordata, Aves, Charadriiformes, Charadriidae. Gene Ontology annotation, cellular component: extracellular region. The transcript has 7 exons. Bases 1 to 1086 code for a protein of 361 amino acids.
AUGGCUAACGGGCUUUGUAAAAUCGGUCGCUGGUGGUCAGUGGUUUCCAGUUUCAUUGAGUUGGCCCUUCUUCUGGGUGCUGCUCGGGCGGUGAAGCGAUGGAGCCUUUUAGCUGCUGAUGGGCACGAGCGUGGAGGAAAAGAAACAGCUUUUGAGGGAGCCCGUGAUAAAACUGCCGUCUUUCAUGGUACUGGUGUAGAACUGCUUGUUCCUGCACGACGCUCAGGGUGCACGCAUGGACUACAGCCGUGGAGACAGCCCCGGACUGGAGCAGCUCUCCCGGGAGGAUGGGUGGUGAUGGUGGACAUCUUCAUGCCGGCUCAUAACCGAGUUGCCAGGGGCCGGGCGGGGGCUGCCUGCAUCCCUCUGCACAAACUGGAUGAUGAGUAUCCUGAUGAGCAUUUGGCAUCCUCUGUGUUCCUCACUGACCUUGCAGUUAUUACAGGUCCGCAGGCACGCUAUGGAAUCCGACAAAACCGCAAGAGCAUCUAUAAAUCGGAAAUCUUUUCUGUCGCGUUUAAAUAUGUUUUUGCCAAAAGCAUUAUUCUUGUCAUUUCCCAUAGACCGCAGCAGGACUGCGGUAGCAUCAGCAGAUUUUUUUUGGCAGAGGGCCUGCAAGGUGCCAUGCGCCGUGGUCUGUGGGAGAUGAUGAUGACAUUUGGUGUCACAGGCUCAGGUUUUACAUCACCGCCCAAUCUGAUGCGAUCGGCAGCUCUGCCCCGUGCCGGGGGGGAGGUGGGACCGGCGGACCCAGGUAAGGAAACUCAUGCUGUCUCUGCCCACGUCGUCUCUGCCCUAUGCAGGUUAAACUUUGUUUUCAUUCUUUGGAUCUCAACGACAUUUGUGUGCUCGGGUUACCCAGUUGUCCCUUCCAUGAGCAGCAAUCCUUUUUAUUUGAAUUGCCAGCUGUAUGGAAAAUCUGAUUACUGCCUCGUCCUUCUGAAUAACUGCUUAGCCAAGGUGGGCAGGAAUGAAGAACUGGCUUUUUUAAAGCCUUACCUGGAGAUGCCUCUCAAUAAAAGGUCCUUUCGCAACGGUGUUGGAUCGGGAAUUAAAAAAACUUCCUUUCGAAGAGCAAAGUCAUAA